This is a messenger RNA of Penicillium waksmanii, 291 nucleotides long. RefSeq lists its product as uncharacterized. NCBI's taxonomy places the organism in Eukaryota, Fungi, Ascomycota, Eurotiomycetes, Eurotiales, Aspergillaceae. The coding region runs from base 1 to 291 and encodes 96 amino acids. The record is from RefSeq and is a predicted model, not a curated record. The transcript has a single exon.
AUGGCUGUUACUGGCGGCAUCGGUAUUUUUGGGACGGCAUUUUGGAUUGUUCGUGGCUUUCAUGCUUUGCGGCGGUAUUUGGUGGCAGCGAAGAAAAAGAUCAGGGAUGAGGAGAAUGAGGCCGUUGGAAAUCUUCUUCAAGAACACCGUCUUUAUCACCGUUUGCUUGCACCUGUGCUUCCCUUCCCUUCAUCCCCCUCCCCUCUACAGUCAGAUCACGGUGAUGAGGGCGACAUCACUUCUGGUGGGUUUCUGCAGCGUGCUUGGGAGUCCGUACUGAAGUCGUGUUAA